Lepisosteus oculatus (spotted gar) is the source of this 685-nucleotide messenger RNA. The record is from RefSeq and is a predicted model, not a curated record. NCBI's taxonomy places the organism in Eukaryota, Metazoa, Chordata, Actinopteri, Semionotiformes, Lepisosteidae.
GGCCAGGGAGGUGCUCAUCAUGUACCGCGUCUGCAAGAGGUUCCAUAUCGUCUCCAACUUCAGCAUGGAGUUCGACUUGUUAGACACAAUCGAGAAGCAGUCUCUUAGAAAUGAUAAAUUCCCCACCAAGCUGGUGGCCAUAACACAGAAGAAGCCAGAGUGGCGCACAGAGGAGGAGGUGGAACAGCUUGGCAGCAUCAUGAGCUGUGUCACAGUUUUUAGGCGCUACAGCAACACAUUGCAGCAGCUGCUAGCCAGGGUCAUCAGAUAUCAGCGGUUUGGAAGGCGGAGAGUUGUUAUGAAGAAAGGUCAAAUAGGGAGCAGCUUUUACUUUGUGUAUUCCGGAAAGCUGGCAGUGACAAAGGAUGAGGAUGGCACCAGUGCAUUUGUCAAUAAGGAGCCCAUCAUAAUUAAGAAAGGAGCUAGAUUUGGAGAUGUGGCGCUGAUAAAAGGCUUGAAGAGAAACGCCACUGUGGUGUGCCUGGAGGAGACUGAGCUCCUGGUAGUGGACAAGGAGGACUUCUUUGCUAACAAGAUGGAUGUGGAACUGAAAAAGGAGUUUGACUACCGAUUCACGUUUUAUAGGUCUUUAGACCUUAUGUCUUCCUGGCCUUCAAUGCUGAUUGAACAGAUUGCGGACCAUUCCAGAACAGAAGAAUUUCUUUUUGGCCGUGUUGUGCAGUAG